UUCCGCUUUUGUAGCCCCCAGCUGGCACCUCCUUACAUUUUAUCCUCUCUUUCUCUCUCUCCUUCGACGAAACCCUAAUCCCUCUUCCUCCUUCAUUCCUUUUCCCUCUUCAGAUCUAAUAUAAUCUUUGCUGCAACCAUGUCUGCGGCACUCGAUAUGACCCUUGACGACAUCAUUAAGAACAACAAGAAGUCCGGAUCAGCCGGAUCCCGCGGCCGUGGUCGCCAAUCCGGAUCCGGACCCGGACCUACUCGCCGCUUCCCAAACCGCGCCGCCAACCGUCUUACGCCUUACGCCACCGCUAAGGCGCCGGAGACAGCGUGGCAGCACGACCUGUAUGCAGAUCAGGCUGUGGGAGCUUUCCCUGCGCAGGGUGGUCGAGCGUCGUCGAUUGAAACGGGGACCAAGCUAUACAUCUCGAAUUUGGAUUAUGGUGUUUCUAACGAUGAUAUCAAGGAAUUAUUUUCUGAAGUUGGUGACUUGAAACGGCACACUGUUCAUUACGACAGGAGUGGGAGAUCGAAGGGUACAGCGGAAGUAGUCUUCUCGCGGAGAGCUGAUGCUGUAGCUGCAGUGAAGAGGUACAACAACGUGCAACUUGAUGGGAAACCAAUGAAGGUAGAGAUUGUUGGAACGAACAUCACAACACAAGCUGUUGCUCCUGCUGCAAAUGGAGGUUUUGGAAAUUUGGGUGGAGUUCCCAGAAGUGGACAAGGGAGAAGUGGAGGGCCAUUAGUACGACCACGUGGUGGUGGAGGUAGAGGACGUGGCCCUCCUCGAAGAGGUCGAGGGCGUGGAAGAGGUCGUGGCGGUGAGAAGGUAUCUGCGGAAGAUCUUGAUGCUGAUUUGGAGAAGUACCAUUCAGAGGCAAUGCAAUUAAACUGAAGAAAUUACCCGUGUUAUAUUUUCUUGGUAUUACCGUUGUGGUUAUUGGGGCUUGGUGAUGGAACACUGCCUACUUAUGUAACUUUAUCCCAUGCUUUUAGGGGAAAAGGGGGAAGGACAACUUCUAGAGUGAACUUUUUCAGUUGAUAUAUGUAGUUUGGGAUUUUUGUAGUCAAAUAUUUAUUUUUCUUGACUACGACUGAAAUGUGGGUAAAGAAACAAAGUCAGGAUGUAAUAUGCAGUCGGGCUUGCUUUCAUUGGCUUUAAUCAAUUUUUAUUCAGCAA
Messenger RNA from Arachis stenosperma, 1170 nucleotides. RefSeq names its product THO complex subunit 4A. The record is from RefSeq and is a predicted model, not a curated record. Gene Ontology annotation, biological process: mRNA export from nucleus. Gene Ontology annotation, molecular function: mRNA binding. Gene Ontology annotation, cellular component: nucleus. The transcript is spliced from 5 exons. The coding region runs from base 139 to 885 and encodes 248 amino acids. NCBI's taxonomy places the organism in Eukaryota, Viridiplantae, Streptophyta, Magnoliopsida, Fabales, Fabaceae.